UACUUAAACCAACAACGGCACACAGUUCAAACCUAUAUCGUCUUCAACUCUUCAUCCUCAUCUGGAGAAACUGAGAGAUGAGCUUUACCGUGUCGUCGUCUGCUUUGGUUUCUCAAGAUAAACCCUGAUUUCUCCGCCGGAAAAAGAUGGAGGGAAGCGAAUCUCAGAUCUAUCACGAGCGGCAGCGACUCCAAUUUUGCCUCUUGCACUCCCUCAACAAUCUAUUUCAGGACAAGAACGCAUUCACGCGGGAAAGCUUGAACUCGAUCUCGGAGAAGCUCGUGGCGGAUGAUCCGAACAAAGAAACGUGGACGACGACGCCUCUCUCCUUCCUCCUAAAGCCUCACCACAACACGCUCACGGGGAACUACGACGUGAACGUGAUGAUCGCAGCUCUGGAAGGGAAAGGCAAGAGUGUUGUUUGGCAUGACAAGCGUCAUGGAGCUUCUUCUAUUGAUCUUGAUGCAGAUGCUCUUAUGGGGGUUGUGCUGAAUGUUCCGGUCAGAAGAUACGGUGGGCUUUGGAGAAGCAGGCACUGGGUUGUGAUGAGGAAGAUCAGUGGAGUAUGGUAUAACCUGGAUAGUGAUCUCCUUGUGCCGCAGAGGUUUAAAGACGAAGAUGAAGUUAGGGGGUUCUUGGAUCGAAGUCUGAGUUCAGGUUCAGAGGUUUUGCUAGUGAACAAUGCUUUAGGCAACUGUUUUCAUCAUCAUUCCCUUUAUAUAUUACAAUACUCUCAACUCUGUCCUCGUAAACUGCUCUCACUCUCUUGCGACAUGUCGGCUACAGGACCAAAACGGUGUAAUGCAAACACCAAACCAGUAACUUCUGGUAAGCAAUUCUCAGCCAAGGGACCUUACGGUAAGAAUCCGGGACGCACAACGAGCUGUGGCUUGAGGCUGCCGAGGAAAACAGAAGUCACGGCAGCAAGGCUGAUCAAGCAUCUCAGCUGUAGAUUCGUCAAGGGGUUGCGUCUAGUGGUGAUGAGGAAGAAUAAGAAGAAGAGAUCUCCACCAUUGAAGGCUUCUUCCACCAGUAGAUCUCAACCCUCGGUGAUCUCUGUGGCUAAUGAUACCUGUAGAUCAGAGGCCAUAGAAGACUGUAUACAGUUCAUAAACUCCUCGACCACGUUCACAAGAUCAAGUUCUACCAGUGGCCAAACAUCUUAAGCUUUUACUUAUGCCCAUAGUCUCGAAGACACUAUUUCUUAGUUGCUCGUUGGCUAAGAAAUAGCAUACUAUUGAACUGCAUGUAAUAUCUUAUAUUAUAUAGAGUUAUAAGAGAGAACUAUGUAAGUGAUCUUGAGAAGCUUGGAAAGUGUGAGCUUCGUUUAUGUACAAAAAAAAAAAUCAUCUGUAUAUCUUUAAUCUACAUAAGUAUUAUUCAUGUC
Molecule: messenger RNA, 1387 nt
Organism: Raphanus sativus (radish)
Lineage: Eukaryota; Viridiplantae; Streptophyta; Magnoliopsida; Brassicales; Brassicaceae
Product: josephin-like protein
Exons: 3
Coding region: 147-1166 (339 amino acids)
Biological process (GO): protein deubiquitination
Molecular function (GO): cysteine-type deubiquitinase activity
Source: RefSeq, a predicted model, not a curated record